AUGGCGUACCCAGACACCUUUGAAGGAUUUGCCGUCACUGACACUGCAAAAUGGUCCACAACCAAGAAGAUAGAAUUCACCCCAAAAAGGUUCCAGGAACAUGAUAUCGAUGUCAAGAUCCAUGCCUGUGGUAUCUGCGGGAGUGAUGUUCACACUGUUUGCGGGGGAUGGGCAAAACCAGACCUUCCCGUGAUCCCAGGACAUGAGAUCGUUGGUGAGGUUGUUAGAGUGGGCCCAAAAGUGAAGGGAUUUGAAAUUGGGCAAAGAGUUGGUGUUGGAGCUCAAGUUUGGGCCUGUCUAGAGUGCGACACAUGCAAGGAUAACAACGAAACGUACUGUCCUCAAUGGGUGGACACUUACAAUGCCACUUAUCCUGAUGGUGACAAGGCAUGGGGUGGUUAUUCCUCUCACAUCAGAGUCCACGAUCACUUUGUAUUCCCUAUUCCUGAUGAACUUCCAACUAAUGCUGUGGCCCCAAUGUUGUGCGCUGGUAUCACCACGUACUCUCCGUUGGUAAGAAAUGGAGCUGGUCCAGGAAAGAAGGUGGGUAUCAUCGGAAUUGGAGGGUUGGGACAUUUUGCCAUCAUGUGGGCUAGGGCUCUUGGUUGCGAAGUGUACACGUUUUCUAGAACACAUAGCAAGGAAGCUGAUGCUAAGAAAUUGGGAACUGACCAUUUUAUUGCGACGUGGGAGGACAAAGACUGGGCCAAGAAGAUUGGCAGAAAGCUGGACUUUAUCAUUUCGUGUGGAAAUUCGGCCACGAACUUUGAUAUGGAUGGUUACCUCAGUGUGCUGAAGGUUCAUGGUAAACUCAUUUCCGUCGGCCUUCCAGAGGAGCCAUUCACGCUGUCUGCUGGAAGCUUUAUCAAGAACGGUUGCUACUUGGGAUCGUCCCACUUGGGGAACAGACAGGAGAUGCUUGAUAUGCUGAAACUUGCUGCUGAUAAGGGCAUUGGUUCUUGGUAUGAGGAGCUCCCAAUCUCUGAGGAAGGGCUGAAGGAAGGACUGGAGAGAUGCCACAACAAUGACGUUAAGUAUAGGUUCACCCUGACCGGUUACGAUAAGGCAUUCAAAUAG
This is a messenger RNA of Komagataella phaffii GS115, 1077 nucleotides long. Its product is annotated as NADPH-dependent medium chain alcohol dehydrogenase with broad substrate specificity. Bases 1 to 1077 code for a protein of 358 amino acids. Lineage: Eukaryota; Fungi; Ascomycota; Pichiomycetes; Pichiales; Pichiaceae. Gene Ontology annotation, biological process: alcohol metabolic process. Gene Ontology annotation, molecular function: alcohol dehydrogenase (NADP+) activity; zinc ion binding. The transcript has a single exon. The record is from RefSeq and is a predicted model, not a curated record.